AUGGGGCGAGGGGAGCGGCUGCUCAUCUUCCUCAGCCACCGAGUGCUCAGGACCCUGUGCCGCCGGUGUCAGGGAGGUGGCGGCAAGCGGAAAGGCAGGAGCAAGAAGUGGAGGGAGAUCCUCCGGUUCCCGCAUGUCAGCCAGUGUGAUGAGCUGCGGAAGGGCUUGGAGCAGGACUACGGCAGCCUGUGCCAGAAGCAGCCCAUCGGCCGGCUGCUUUUCCGGCAGUUCUGCGAGACGCGGCCGGAGCUCCUGCGCUGCAUCCGCUUCCUGGACGCCGUGGCAGACUACGAGCUCUCCCCGGAUGAGAAGCGGAAGGAGAUGGGGGAGGAGAUCAUCUGCCGGUUCCUCAAGCAGGAGUCCCCGGAUUUCCUGCCCGAGGUCGGCCAGCCCCACGCCAGCCGGUGCCUGCAGGACCUGCAGAAGAGCCCCUGCAAGGACCUCUUCAGCAGCUGCCUGUGGAAGCGGAAAGGGGAGGCCAUGGCCCUGAAUGAGAAGCAGAUCCUGGAGAAGGUCAACAGCCGUUUUGUGGUGAGCCUGGCGUACGCCUACGAGACGAAGGACGCGCUCUGCCUGGUGCUGACCAUCAUGAACGGGGGCGACCUCAAGUUCCACAUCUACAACAUGGGCAACCCCGGCUUCGAGGACGAGCGCGUGGUUUUCUAUGCGGCAGAGAUCUGCUGCGGGCUCCAGCACCUGCACCAGGAGGGCAUCGUCUACCGGGACCUGAAGCCGGAGAACAUCCUGCUGGAUGAUGAUGGCCACAUCAGGAUCUCCGACCUGGGGCUGGCUAUCAAAAUCCCCGAGGGCGAGACCAUCCGCGGCCGCGUGGGCACCGUCGGCUACAUGGCUCCGGAGGUGAUCAACAACGAGCGCUACACCUUCAGCCCCGACUGGUGGGGUCUGGGCUGCCUGGUGUACGAGAUGAUUGAGGGGCAGUCGCCCUUCCGCGCCCGCAAGGAGCGGGUGAAGCGGGAGGAGGUGGAGAAGCGGGUGCAGGAGGACCAGGAGCUGUACUCGGACAAGUUCAGCGAGGAUGCUCAGGCCAUCUGCAAGAUGCUCCUGGCCAAGGACCCCAAGCAGCGGCUGGGCUGCGGGGCUGACGGGGCGGCCGAGGUGAAGCGCCAUCCCUUCUUCAGGGCCAUCAACUUCAAGCGCCUGGAGGCCGGCGUCAUGACGCCCUCCUUCGUGCCGGACCCCCGGGCGGUUUAUUGCAAGGAUGUGCUGGACAUCGAGCAGUUCUCGACGGUGAAGGGUGUCAACCUGGACCAAACCGACAACGAUUUCUACGCCAAGUUCGCCACCGGCAGCGUCUCCAUCCCCUGGCAGAACGAGAUGAUCGAGACCGAGUGCUUCAAGGACCUCAAUGUGUUCGGACCCAGCGGGACCCGCUCCCCCGACCUGGACUGGAGGCAGCUACCCGAGCCCCCCAAGCGGAGCCUUCAGAGGCUCUCGACGCCAUGGGUCGCCUGCAAAGCACCGUACGAGCUGGGCAGGGAGGCUGUGCCUUGGUCUCCUGCCCUCCUCUCGCUGCGGGAGCUGCCUGUGCCCCCCGUGGCUGGACUGCGGGUGGGGGCUGGCCGGGCUCCGUCGUGCCAGCACGGUGUACAAGCAUGUACCCGCCCAUGUGCGUGCAUCUGCUCGCCGGACGCGCUGGGGGUGACCCGCGGCCCCCAGCAGAUGCGCGAGGAGCCGGGUCUGGCCUUGGCCCCCAGGGCCCUGCCGUAA
Molecule: messenger RNA, 1728 nt
Organism: Aptenodytes forsteri (emperor penguin)
Lineage: Eukaryota; Metazoa; Chordata; Aves; Sphenisciformes; Spheniscidae
Product: G protein-coupled receptor kinase 5-like
Exons: 14
Coding region: 1-1728 (575 amino acids)
Biological process (GO): regulation of signal transduction; signal transduction; protein phosphorylation
Cellular component (GO): cytoplasm
Molecular function (GO): ATP binding; G protein-coupled receptor kinase activity
Source: RefSeq, a predicted model, not a curated record